This is a messenger RNA of Emys orbicularis (European pond turtle), 108 nucleotides long. It is a transcript of the gene STRIT1, whose product is annotated as small transmembrane regulator of ion transport 1. The record is from RefSeq and is a predicted model, not a curated record. Gene Ontology annotation, biological process: regulation of ATPase-coupled calcium transmembrane transporter activity; regulation of slow-twitch skeletal muscle fiber contraction. The transcript is spliced from 2 exons. The coding region runs from base 1 to 108 and encodes 35 amino acids. NCBI's taxonomy places the organism in Eukaryota, Metazoa, Chordata, Testudines, Emydidae.
AUGGCAGAACUAGGGGAAAUCCCAUACUCACGUCUUGUUGUACCUGCACUUCUCGUGGUUGGCUGGAUUGUGGGUUGCGUGUUAAUGGUUUACAUAGUCUUCUCUUGA